AUGAUUUCUUUGAUUCAGCCCAAGCACGAGUCAAGUGACACUGCUAGGCCCUCCAAGCGGCAGAAGACUGAGGUUUUGACACAUGUGCUGCCCUUAGGAAAGCAAAAAAACCCAGCAUUUGUCCCAUUGCUCGUUUCUCCCAGCUGCAGCACUACAGAACCAGAAGCCACGUCCUCCUCGACACCUUCAGAUAUUGAGAUAGAAUGUGAUAAAUCUCAAGCAGACAAUACUGAUGUUGUCUAUGACAUGAACGAGGAUCUCCUCAGGGUUCUUCGUCUUUUUGACUGCUGCUCUACUGAAAUUUCGGAAAGACCCGCAAACAAUUGUUUAUCAUUAGAAGAUAUUGUCCGCCAGUGGAAUCUUGUAUCUGGCCCAGAAGGCAUGGUGGACGACUAUAUCAAUAUCGAUGAAGAUUCCGCAUGUGGAAGCUCCGACACAAAGGAUACUAGUCACCAAUAUGAUACGCUAUGUGAAGGCAAAAAACCUAAUAAGAAAAGAAGGCGAUCAGUUUCGUAUAUUGCCGAUGAUCGUAAGCGAACCAAAGCUCAUAGCGAUCGAUGCAAGAGAAUCAUGGAUACUGUUAUGGAUCUGGACGCGGUGUCGCGACCUUUCAUUUUUCUGUACAUUGCAAGGCCGGAGUCGGUUUUGUCUAAGAGAGGAAAAUCCGUAGUCCACAUGUCUCCUGCAUUACAGGAGGCUUUUGAUUUCAUGGGUAAUAGCUGCCCCGUUGCUAACAUUGAAGAGACCAUCAAGUCAUACAUUGUUAAACAGACGCCUUUGAGUGUCAAGGUUCAACGGGUACAGGCAGAACUUUUGACAGAGCAGCGACGUCGCCAAGCAGCUGAAGCUCAGCUUGCAUCACUUACUCAGCAGUAA
This is a messenger RNA of Suillus plorans, 876 nucleotides long. RefSeq lists its product as uncharacterized. NCBI's taxonomy places the organism in Eukaryota, Fungi, Basidiomycota, Agaricomycetes, Boletales, Suillaceae. The record is from RefSeq and is a predicted model, not a curated record. The transcript has 7 exons. The coding region runs from base 1 to 876 and encodes 291 amino acids.